CCUGAACCAUCCAUUUCUGACACCAUGAUUGACUAUACCAACUACUAUGGUAGCUAUGGGUAUGGUGGGCUUGGCUGUGGCUAUGGCUGUGGCUAUUGUGGCUAUGGAGGCUACGGAAAUGGCUGCUGCCACCCAUCUUGUUAUGGAAGAUACUGGUCAUAUGGUUUCUACUGAACAAUUCUAGAGCUCACCAGAUUUGUAUGCUUGUGAAAUUUGGAUUCUCAGGCUGCUCUUGUUCAUCU
Molecule: messenger RNA, 242 nt
Organism: Piliocolobus tephrosceles (Ugandan red Colobus)
Lineage: Eukaryota; Metazoa; Chordata; Mammalia; Primates; Cercopithecidae
Gene: KRTAP20-1
Product: keratin associated protein 20-1
Exons: 1
Coding region: 25-174 (49 amino acids)
Source: RefSeq, a predicted model, not a curated record